CAGUCACAAUGCAGGUACUCGGAUUAACCUUUAUCCGGAUCCUUCAUGCUCUACUCACCGGAGCAAAGAGGAUGAAUAAAUGAAUGACAAAAUUCAGUGAGAUUUUGUUAGGAAAUAAAGCUGGUAAGAAAUGACUUUAACGUUCUGUUGAGCCAUGACAUUGUAAGAACAUUACAUGACGUGUGCUGCGCUCAGGCAUAAAUUAUCGCAGGAAAUCUUGGGAUUCAGCCCAACUGGAAGUAACAAGGAUUACUGAAAUUUCUCCAGUGGGCGUCGACUACAUUGAAAUCUAGCAUAGUUCAUGGUAUUUUACAUGACGAACAUUUCUAUUUCUGCGGUCGAAAAGUCCCGGGGACAAGGUAUUGCAUAAGGAAAAUAAACAUGGCGGCCAGAGGUGCGUGUCGUCUUGGGACAUGUAUGUACUCAGCAAUGAGUAAAUCGAUCUUAAACAGAGGGAGCAUUUAUAUGCAGAGAUGCCUAGUCAGCUCAAGUAGCUAUGCGUCAGCUGCCUUUGGAACAAGUCGUCGAUUCGCGGUUAUUCUGGCUGCGAGUUGUGGAGUAAGCCUUUCUGCCGUUGUGUCGUACCGCAUGUUGUUUUCCACUGCUGUAAAAGCUAGGCCGAUCACAGAUUCUCAGACCGGCUUAGAAACGGUUCCCAAGAAAGGAAUUUCAGAAUUAACAGUUACUUUAUAUCAAUACCAGAACUGUCCUUUUUGCGGUAAAGUGCGAGCGUUUCUUGAUUAUCAUGGCAUCAAGUAUGACAAAGUGGAGGUGAGUCCUUUGUGGAAAGGAGAAAUCAGCUUUUCCAAGUACAAGAAAGUCCCGAUCGUUAUCGCAGAUGACAAGCAGAUCAAUGACUCAUCAGUUAUCAUUAGUGCUCUUCGCUCUUUGAUGUUGGGACGAGAUUCCUUGGAACAGAUCUUAAACUACUACCCUGAAAUGACCAUGCAAGGAUCUGAUGGAAAGGAAAAGACAGAAUAUGCCAACCAGUAUUUCAUCAUGUACAGAGAAUCCCUGGACAAGCCAUCCAUGGAGAAAGGAAAGGAAGAGAGAAAAUGGCGGAAAUGGGUUGACAAUACUUUUGUUCAUACACUGUCACCGAAUAUCUACCGCACAGCAUCAGAAGCUAUGCAAGCUUUUGAGUACUUUACCAAGCAAAGCAACUUUGGCACUGUUGAGAAAUACACAACUUACCUUGCUGGGCCAGUUGUCAUGUACUUUGUUGGAAAACAUGUGAAGAACAAGUACAAUAUCAAAAAUAAUGUCCGUGAAGCUAUGUAUGAGGAGGCAGAAAAAUGGAUGAAGGCUGUAGGCAAGAGGAAGUUCAUGGGAGGCAGUGCACCAAAUCUCGCUGACUUGGCAGUGUAUGGCGUAUUGAGUGGCUUGGAAGGACUCGAUGCAUUUCGAGAUCUUAUGACGCACACAACAAUGAAGCCAUGGUACGAUCGGGUCAAACAAGCCGUACAGACACACGCUGGAGCAAACAAUAUCUGACAUCUGACUUUGACCACGAAAAUCGAUAUACUGCACGUGCAGAAAUAAAACGCGAAAGCAAAAAACUCAUCGUGAAUCACGCGAAGACGGCAAGAACUAAAUAUUAAGUUUUGAAAUCAACGUACAGCGUACGGCUUAAGCGCACAUCAAGUUUGACCGAACCAUGCUUCAGUCAUUAAGUGAAAGCAGGCACUGUUUUUGCAUGGUGCAAUCCUCGCCAAAUUUAACGAAUAAUGUAAAUGUUGAAUUGAUAAAGACGACCAGCAGCGAAUGUGCAAUCCGAAAAAUGUUAGGUGCUUCUAAAACUGUGCUCAGUCCUUUAUAACGUAUAUAGUGAUGAUUUAAAAUGUAGGAGCAGUGUAUGAAAUGUUAAUCACGGCUAACAUUGUGAAAGUGAUAUAACUUGGCUUUCCAGAAAAGGGAUAUUAAGUCUCAGGCUUCACUCUUUUCAUUCAUCUUAUUUAGUUUGAGGAAGUGUGAUGAUUACCCUACUGAUUUAUUGAACGAGUAACGAACGAGUUUACUUAAUGAACUUGUGCAGAACGGAGAGAGCCAAGAAGCUAGUCGCAUAGAAGCUUCACCAUUAAGUAUUUCAUCCUUAUUAAAGGAAUAUGAAGAACUGGUUAACGGGUCAGCGUACAAUCUUGAGAAAUGCAGCCAAUAUCUUAACAUGUAAAGUUUAGUGAAAUACAGUUUGUGAAGUUUUGAAAUCGUGAUUGUCAUAAUCAAUACAGAGACCUCAUAGACCCGUAUAGCAGUAUGUGCAUUCUAAACCGCUGCAUGGUAGGGUCGGUUGGGCACUAUGCAACUACCAGAACGUUCGAUCUCCUAAAAAAGACUGCUUAUUUCUAAACAACCGUCGUUGAAUAACCUUACCUCUUUUGCUCUAAUUUCUGCUCAUUAUUUAGAGAGGGUUUGCGUUGCUCAUGGAAACUAGGAGACCAGGAACACCUACUUGAAAAUUCUCUUUCGACUUACUCCUGGAAAAUCCAGGAAUCCUUUUUUUUUGUUUUUUUUCCUGGAAUCAUUUUUUCAAAAACAAUAAAAACCCAACCAGGAUGACUCAAAGCCAACGGAAAUCAGUAAAUCGAUGCAAUGAUUCCUUGUGAAUGUCUGGAAGAAAUAGGCAAAGCUUGUCUGAAGCAGUUAUUUUAGUGUCCACCAACAGACUUAAAUCGCCACCCAAAUCUUCUCUAGACAGCACAGGUUGAAGGGUAAACAAGUAUUUAUAUAUAAACACCAGUCAAGACCAUUCUUUUGAAAGUACGUCAAUCCCUUUAUUCAGUUCAAAGUUCUAUUGUUAAACUUUAGAACACAACUUGUAAAGUCAAUCCUGUUUCUUUUGUGAAUCUUAGUGUCCUUGUGUUUCCUUUAUCAUUUCUUUGUAUUUUAUUUGUCACGCCAUAAAAGUUUUCUGUAUUUGUUUUUUGUUCCGCCAUAAGUUGUAAGUAUUUGUUUUUAGUUCCGCCAUAAGUUGUAAGUAUUUGUUUUUAGUUCCGCCAUAAGUUGUAAGUUUUUCGUUUUUUGUUCCGCCAUAAGUCGUAAGUAUUGGUAUUUUUGCACUUGGGUUUGUUUCUUGUUGCACUUGGUUUCUUAACUUUUCUUUGGUAAUGUUUUGUCCUUCUUUCACUUUUUUUUUCUUGAGAUAUGUUAUCCUCUCAAACUUCGUCACAUUAUUUCAAUAUAAGAUAUCU
Molecule: messenger RNA, 3188 nt
Organism: Orbicella faveolata
Lineage: Eukaryota; Metazoa; Cnidaria; Anthozoa; Scleractinia; Merulinidae
Product: prostaglandin E synthase 2-like
Cellular component (GO): mitochondrion
Molecular function (GO): prostaglandin-E synthase activity
Source: RefSeq, a predicted model, not a curated record